Molecule: messenger RNA, 1125 nt
Organism: Magnusiomyces paraingens
Lineage: Eukaryota; Fungi; Ascomycota; Dipodascomycetes; Dipodascales; Dipodascaceae
Exons: 1
Coding region: 1-1125 (374 amino acids)
Biological process (GO): iron-sulfur cluster assembly
Cellular component (GO): cytosolic [4Fe-4S] assembly targeting complex
Molecular function (GO): protein binding
Source: RefSeq, a predicted model, not a curated record
AUGCCAGCAGAAGAAAAUUCUCACAAGCCUCUAUUUGUUCUUACAGGUCAUAAAGAUCGCGUUUGGGAUCUCUCAGUACACCCCAAGCUUCCACUUCUUGCAACAUGUUCAGGAGAUCGUACUGCUCGAAUCUACGCACUUAACAAACCCGGGGUUCCUCUGAUUGCUAGUUUAGAAGAUAGCCAUAAAAGAAGCGUUCGUUCUGUAGCAUGGAAACCUACAGGAGGAGAAGAUGGGUACCCAUCUUUGGCACUUGGCUCUUUUGAUGCUACUGUCAGUGUCUGGGGUCGUGAACCUCAUGAAGGCAACGAAGACGAAGGAUUAGAUAAAGAUGGCGAGUGGUCCUUUUUGGCGACAAUUGAAGGACACGAGAAUGAAGUUAAGGGUGUUUCGUGGUCUUCUGAUGGUUACUUUUUAGCAACAUGCUCGCGAGACAAGAGUGUCUGGGUAUGGGAAACAGACGACACAAAUGAAGAGUUUGAAUGUAUUAUGUUUCUACAAGAUCAUACUGAGGAUGUAAAGCAUGUCGUUUGGCAUCCUUCUCAACAAACAUUUGCUUCCGCAUCCUACGACAAUACUGUGCGACUUUGGCGCGAAGAUGAUGAUGAAUGGGUCUGUGUAGCCAAUCUCCAAGGUCACGAGUCCACUGUGUGGUCAUGCGACUUUGAAACUGAUACAAAACACAAGAAUACCGAGGAGCCAGAAAUUUUCUCCCCUGCAAGGCUGGUAUCUGCUUCAGACGAUCUUAAAUGUAUAGUUUGGAGACGAACUGAAUCAACUGGAGGUACACCAAAGGGUGGAAUUCCAUCAACUUUCCGCAAUGAUCCGUUAUCGGAAACCUGGAUCAAGGAAACGGUUUUACCGGAAUCGCACACACGUACUAUUUACAGCGUUGCAUGGAGUCCAAAUAGUGGGAGAAUUGCUUCAGUAGGAUCUGACGGGCGGAUAACUAUUUACAAGGAAAAGAAUGAAGGAUCUGGAGAAUGGGAAAUUGAGACUGUUGUUGAUAAGGCUCAUGGUGUUUAUGAGAUUAAUUCGGUGGCAUGGGCUCCUGAUUAUCAAGGAGAUGGCGAGCUUCUCAUUACAGCUGGAGAUGAUUUUACAACUAAGAUUUGGAAACUAUAG